Myiozetetes cayanensis is the source of this 6980-nucleotide messenger RNA. RefSeq names its product estrogen receptor 1 (gene ESR1). Gene Ontology annotation, cellular component: nucleus. Gene Ontology annotation, biological process: steroid hormone receptor signaling pathway; regulation of DNA-templated transcription. The record is from RefSeq and is a predicted model, not a curated record. The transcript has 9 exons. Lineage: Eukaryota; Metazoa; Chordata; Aves; Passeriformes; Tyrannidae. Gene Ontology annotation, molecular function: sequence-specific DNA binding; nuclear estrogen receptor activity; steroid binding. Bases 30 to 1952 code for a protein of 640 amino acids.
AGAUGCACGGUCGCCCACUCUAAGAGAACAUGCACACACUCUCUUUUUUUUUCUCUCACACUGUCUGGCAUACUUUCAGAAUAACCCUUCGAAGACUUUCUGAACUGCUGGGUGGACUGCCAGCUGCCGAUCUCACUGUUGACAGUAAAAGCAGAUAUGUUCCUUGCUCACUGCCAUUAGCACUGACCAUGACCCUUCACACCAAAACCUCUGGAGUUACCCUGCUGCACCAGAUUCAAGGAACUGAACUGGAGACACUCAGCAGACCUCAGCUGAAGAUUCCUCUGGAAAGAUCGCUCAGCGACAUGUACGUGGAGACCAACAAGACAGGAGUUUUUAACUACCCAGAAGGAGCCACCUAUGAUUUUGGUACUACAGCUCCAGUAUACAGCUCUACUACACUCAGUUACGCCCCUACUUCUGAAUCUUUUGGGUCCAGCAGUCUGGCAGGAUUUCACUCACUGAACAGUGUCCCACCAAGCCCGGUGGUAUUCUUGCAAACGGCACCCCAACUCUCACCCUUCAUCCAUCAUCACAGCCAACAGGUACCCUAUUACCUUGAAAAUGAUCAGGGCAGCUUUGGAAUGAGGGAAGCUGCUCCUCCAGCCUUCUACAGGCCAAGCUCUGAUAGCAGGCGCCACACCAUCCGGGAGAGGAUGUCCAGUACCAAUGAGAAAGGGAGCCUGUCCAUGGAGUCCACCAAAGAAACUCGGUACUGUGCUGUCUGCAACGACUAUGCUUCGGGCUACCAUUAUGGGGUCUGGUCUUGCGAGGGAUGCAAAGCUUUCUUCAAAAGAAGUAUCCAAGGGCACAAUGACUACAUGUGUCCUGCUACUAACCAGUGCACCAUCGACAAGAACAGAAGAAAGAGUUGCCAGGCUUGUCGACUGAGAAAAUGCUAUGAAGUGGGAAUGAUGAAAGGUGGAAUCCGGAAAGACCGCAGAGGUGGGCGAGUGAUGAAACAAAAGCGUCAAAGAGAGGAGCAGGAUUCCAGGAAUGGGGAGGCUUCUUCAACGGAGCUGCGAGCUCCCACCCUUUGGACAAGUCCACUGGUGGUUAAACAUAACAAGAAGAACAGUCCAGCCCUAUCCCUGACGGCAGAACAGAUGGUCAGUGCCUUGCUGGAAGCUGAGCCACCUCUAGUUUAUUCUGAAUAUGACCCAAAUAGACCAUUCAAUGAAGCCUCUAUGAUGACCCUGUUGACCAACCUUGCAGACAGAGAAUUAGUGCACAUGAUCAACUGGGCAAAAAGAGUUCCAGGAUUUGUGGAUUUAACACUCCAUGAUCAGGUCCAUCUACUGGAAUGUGCCUGGUUAGAGAUACUGAUGAUCGGCUUAGUCUGGCGCUCCAUGGAACACCCAGGAAAGCUUUUAUUUGCACCUAACCUAUUACUGGACAGGAAUCAAGGGAAAUGUGUGGAGGGCAUGGUGGAAAUCUUUGACAUGCUGCUGGCUACUGCUGCUCGAUUUCGCAUGAUGAACCUUCAAGGGGAGGAAUUCGUGUGCCUUAAGUCCAUCAUCCUGCUCAAUUCUGGUGUGUACACUUUUCUUUCCAGCACCUUGAAAUCUCUAGAAGAAAAAGACUAUAUUCACCGUGUCCUGGACAAAAUUACAGACACUCUGAUUCACUUAAUGGCUAAGUCAGGUCUUUCUCUGCAACAGCAACACAGACGACUGGCUCAGCUCCUCCUCAUCCUCUCUCACAUCAGACACAUGAGCAACAAAGGAAUGGAGCACCUGUACAAUAUGAAGUGUAAGAAUGUAGUUCCACUCUACGAUCUCCUGCUGGAGAUGCUGGACGCUCACCGACUGCAUGCCCCAACAGCCAGGAGUGCUGCACCAAUGGAAGAGGAGAACCGGAGCCAGCUGACAACUGCAUCAGCUUCAUCUCAUUCCUUGCAGUCUUUUUAUGUAAACAGCAAAGAAGAGGAGAAUAUGCAGAAUACAAUAUAAGCAGAAGUCAGAAUAUAUAACGGUAUGAGAAACCCAGCAGCAUACUACCUAGCUCAUGCUUCAUUUUGUCUAUUGUGCCACCUUUGAAAACACUCCAGUGACAACAGACACCUGCAUUUUCCAUUUGAGUGUUUGUCAAGCGGUUACCUAAAUUGAUUGCUUAUCCUAAAUGGAAGACAUUUCAUUGCUGUGGACAGCCAGCAAGGAUUGUCAGGCUAACUUGAUCUAAAAUUUGCAGUGUUUUUAUUUAAUUUUGCACGUAAAAGUUUGAUAAGUCCUAAUCUAAACUGUACAUUCAUUUUACUUUUAAUUGAUGGGGGAUAUCACCCAUGCAUAUUGGUAUCUUCCAAUGAGUGGUAGCUUUUGUUGAUAUCUAGCCAAAAUCCUGAGCUCGCUUAAUCCUUUACUUGCUUGAAACUUUGAAGCAAUUUGGUAGAGAUUCUGGAUGAGUUUUUGUGGGGUGUAAAUAGAAAGCUGACUGGCAUCUCAAUGUGCUGUAGUGAAACUGCACUGCUAGGGACUGCCUUAGUAGAUUCCUGCCUCUUUUCUUCCUACAGUAGAAAGGAACCCCUGUCUGAGAAUAAUGCUUUACCUUGCUGGCUUACAUCAGCAGACAACUCCAUCUCAAGCCCAUUCUAACCAAACUUUUAGGUAACCUUACCAUAUCCUCUAGGCAAAUUGCAUUGCAUGCAUCUGAUCUUCUCUGAUCCUAGAAAGCAAACUUGUUCUGAUGCUCAACAGUGUAAAUCCAGGGCAACAUGGCAAACAGUGAUAACAUAGAUAAUUACUCUUGAAUCAGAUGAGAUGAUUACAAAAGUCAUCAGGUCUUUAAAAGAAGGUCUUCACACAUCUACAGGAUCCAGCACUAUUUAUAAAAAAAUCUCCCCCUGCCCUGUGCUUUGUUGUGCUACAAAGCAAGGGGUGAGAAUGCCAGUGCAAGACUGGCACAACAGGGUGGGAUGAUCUCAUCCCCCUCAGAAGAGUGUGGCUUAUCUGUGUGUGGGAGGGCUGGCAUCACAGUCAGAGCAGCUGGCUUUGCCUUGCCUUGCCUUUCUUUGGCUCUUCUUGUGUCAUGCUUCAAAAUCAGGUGAGCCAGCUCACCUGCGACACCAGAACUGGGCAAUGAGCUUAAGACAUAGUGAAGACUCUGGGACUGCAUGUCCAGGAAGAUAAACCUGUUUUUCUCCAUGCAUGUUUGUAACUCACAAGCAUAUUCCUAAGGAUUAGUUUGAUUCCUCAGACAAACUGUAAAUAUACAAAAGGUCCAUUCACAUCAAGAGUUUCAACAAGACAUGAAGGAGAGAGAUUGAAUAAAUCUAUAUGAUGUGCUAUCCAAACUAGGAGUUGGUGCUGUUGUUUGAUUGCCUCAAUGUUAGAAAAUUAAACAUGUCAGGGAACGUUGCUGGGUACUGGAAUGUGAUUAUUACAUAUGCCAGGGAUAUUUUACUAGUCUGAUGAUAUACUUUGCCUGUGCUAUCUGCACUUGUGCUUGACAGGUGCAUUUUGGGAGUUAGCACAGACUAGAGACUAUUCCAAUAGCUGGUUGGAAGCAACCACCCUGCCAGUGAGGAUGUUUCAUAGCAUAUGUAUAGGCUGCUCCACAUCAGCUGGCCACAAUGCUAGAGAAAGGGUUCAUGGAUGCUUUUGCUGCUAUAGUUGAAAUCUUUAUAUUAGAUUAUGUUGAUUGGAAUAUCCUGUAGUAACUAAAUAUAGGAAAUAGUGCAACUAAUGCUGUACAGGAGUGCCUAUUCUUAUUACACUCCCUGUCACACAAGCAGAGUCUGUGUGCAGUGAGAUCAAGUUACAUAGCAAUUGUGAAGGCAGCAAGGCAUAGGAUGAGUUCGUGCUCCAAGUCAAGAAUUCUUUAGUGAAUGUACAUAAUGAUGUCUAUAAUAGUUUCAUGUACAUAUCUGAGGAUAUGCACAGUUUGGAAGUCUAAAGAUAGAUGCUACCUACAUUUGAGAAGAUUCCUCAAAAACUGUGCAAGCCUAAAUAUGUGAGACAGUCACUGUAAGUUAAUAGGCCUUUUAUUGAUGCAUAUUAUAGUAUCACUUUUUUUUUGAAAGUGCUGAAGGUUUUGCCUUUUUGUGUAUUCAGUAAAAGUGUGUGUGUGUGUCUGUGUGUGUUAAUUUGGUACCUAAGAGCUUUUGGAAGGGCCCUAAAUGCCAUGAAAGAAGAUGGACGUUUUGGGUUUAUUUAGUAGCUGUUUUUCAAAUGUGUUAGAAAAACCAUGAAUGCCUUGAAAUGAGUGCACACUAAGAUCUGAAUGCAGCACAGGAAUCUCUGUAGUUAAAUUUAUGUGCUUACACCAUCUUUGUUCACUUGUAGCCUAGUGUGCUUUAGAGCUGCUCUUUAAAUGCUGUACGUGAAACUUGGUGUUUUCUACAACAGAACACACAGAUCAAGCUCAUAAGCUGGAAGGCAAAUCGGUUUAAAUGAACACCUCCCUUCCUACAUCCCAGAACAGUUCAUUACAUCAAUUCAAUUGUAAAUUUGUCCUUGAGGGAAAGAGGUUUGUGAAGAGCAAUUCACGACAGAGGAUCAGAUUCUGAUGAUACCUACAUAGGGCCAGUACUUUUACACUCUACAGAUUUUCCCAGAGGAGCUGGAAAAGCAUGAUUUGAAGUGGUGUGGAGCAGGCAGAAGGGUAUCAUAAUGUGUUUUGGAACAUACACAAUAGUAUCAGUCACUCACAGUCUUAACUAUGAAUGCUUUCCUAGGCUUGGUCCUUGCAAGGAGGCAAUUUAACUUCAACCAGUCCUCCCGGGCUUGUGGUGAAAAUGGCAAAGGGCAACCUAGAAAGAACGAGUCCCAGUAAUACAUUAAUUUACAUUGGGGCAGUUUCAGGAUCCAUGUCAUUAACUUGUUCAUGAGAUUUUAAUUGAAGAGCACCUUAAUAAAUAUAGUAACCUUCCCAGAGUUAGCUAUAAAGAUGAUUGUCCAUAUAUCAGACAGCUGAAUGUAGCUAUUCAAUUGAUUAAAGAAAGUCUACAAUACAAAAAUGGCAACAUUUUUCAUAUGUAGUUCUGAAUUAUGCUCUCAUGUAUGCAAACAAUUGUGCCUGACAUUUGGUAAUUGUUAUUUCACAAGAUGCUAUUUUAUGGGUAUGUAUAUAUAUACAUAUAUACUUUAUAUUUGCAGCUGACAAACCAGUACUACCUGAAUACCUGGUGCUGGAUAUAAAAUAAAAAUAUAUAGCAUGUAAAAAAAAAAAAAAAAAAGUUGAAAGAAAACUUUUCAAGGCAGCUAAUUAUGCUUUUACCAAAACAUUCAUAGUGAUGCCUCUGGACAGCUAACGAAAGAAUUAUUUUGUAAUGUUUAUAUGUGGAUUUUUUAAAAAAAACCAAAAACAUCAAAAACCAAAAAAACCCUCUAGAAACAUAGGCAAUGUAAUACCAGCAAAAGCCAAACAGAAAUAGACCAGAUGAACUUGCUUGAGAAUAUGGUUGUUACUGAAUUAUUACAAAAAGCUUGUGAGGCAGGAGAGGAGAUAGGAGAUACGCAACACUUUAGUGGUGUCUCAGUUUCCAGUAUGUGAAAGCCAGUCUGGUAUACAGUGGUCGAGCCAUGUCUCGAUGUCGUAGAUUUUGUCUCAGGUAAAACUCCCAGUUGGGACAGAUUUGUACUGGGGUAAAAUAGUUUAAUGAAAGUUUCUUGGUGUGUGUUUGUGGUAAAUUUACUAUUAUGUUUCAGUAGUGACAUCACUUGAUGAUUUUUCUGCUUCUGUACACUGAGGGGUUUAAUAAUUUAAAAAUGUAAUUAAUAAUAAUAAUUAAUAAUCUAAAUUGAGCUCCCAGGAGUAUUGCAAAGAGGUCACUAGACCUCAAGUUGAAAAAAAACCAACAACCACCAAACCAAAAAAUACCCAAACCUUCAUCCAAGGUAAUAGAUAAUUAUAUAUAAAAUGGAUAAAAAAUACACAAUACCCUUCAUCCAAGCCAGAGUUUGUACUGGAGCAUCAAUCUAUUUCAAUUGAUGCCAACUGAUUCCUUAAGAGCUGUGCCAAAUGUUUAAAAGUAAACAAGCUACCAAAAAAGUAAAAAUUCUGCCUCACUAGGGCUUUAGUCUUAUCACAGGCUUUGGUAAGAAUACAGCAAGCCUUUCUUGUGUGUAUCCUGCUUUAAAAUUAGAGUGCAACUCAAUCUACAACUAUCGGGAUUUUGGAUGUAAGGUAUUCUCAGCUGAACUUAUGUGAAGUACAUUUCUUAUUUUUGAAUAAAGAAAUGGCUGUUUUCAAUGCAAUCUACAACUGUGAUAUGGCUUUAGAGAUAGAAAUUCAACACAUGUAAUAGAAAGCGAUGUUAAUGACAGUAUCAUAAUACAAAAGAAUUUUUGCUGUCACUUGCAAUUUUAACAUAAUCUCAAAUUGAUCUGACAGUUUGAAUUGAGAGUUUUAAGUUAAUGUUUCCCUAAUAUUAAUGUCCUUCCCUUUUUACUUAUAAUUCCCUUUCAUCCUUCAAAUGUAGAUAGCCUUAUAUCCUGAAAGUUGUUUUCAAAGUGAUUGUUGCCCAUAAAGGGUAUUAGGUUUUGCACUGUGUUAAAAAAGGAUAAAAUUAUUUUGCAUUCUAACGUGCCUAAAGAAAGAAAGAAAGAAACAAACAAACAAAAAAUAUGCUGCCACCUUGCAAAUUAGUAUGCUCUGUAAUCCUGUGUGCCUAUAAGUCUAUUUCUUCAGAAAGUGCCCAUUGAAAAAUGAAGGGAUAGACUGCUGGUCACAAGACUUGCAUUAUCAAGCCACUUUAUGUAUCACCUUAUUGUAUGUACUAUAAUGCUUUUGUGUGCACUAUGUAGUCUGUCAAUGGAAAGUUCUUUGGAAUAGGCUCAGCUGCCAUAAUGUAUUUGUUGAAGUAUUCUGUUCUUUCCUGACGCAUAUGAAAUUAUUGAUGUCUUUGUUCUGGUGAGGUAUUUUUUGUUUCGCACCUAAAAAAAGUUCUAAAAAAGUUUAAAUAAAAAAAUCCGGUAAGCUACCUGAUUGGUGCAAGAUUUUUAUCAGUGUAUUUGAUGUUGAAAAUAAAGAAUUAACCAGAA